AUGACGGUGUCACCUUCUAUUGCCUCUGCUGCCAAGAGUGGCCGAGUCCUCAUAAUCGGCGCCACCGGCUUCAUCGGCAAGUUCGUCGCCGAAGCCAGCCUAGACUCAGGCCUGCCUACUUACGUCCUCGUCCGACCCGGCCCGUCUCGCCCUCCCAAGUCCGACAUCAUCAUCAAGUCGUUCAAAGACAGAGGCGGCAUCAUCCUGCAUGGAGUGAUGAGUGAUAGGCCAUUGAUGGAGAAGCUGCUGAGAGAGCAUGAGAUCGACAUAAUCAUAUCAGCCGUGGGUGGUGCAACAAUUUUGGACCAGAUUACCCUGAUAGAAGCCAUCGCUGCAGUCGGAACGGUCAAGAGGUUUCUGCCGUCGGAGUUCGGGCACGAUGUGGACCGGGCCGACCCGGUGGAACCGGGUCUGACGAUGUACUUGGAGAAGCGCAAGGUGAGGCGUGCGAUUGAGAAGACUGGAGUCCCUUACACCUACAUUUGUUGCAAUUCUAUUGCUUCUUGGCCUUACUACGACAACAAGCAUCCUUCAGAGGUUGUUCCGCCGUUGGAUCAGUUCCAGAUCUACGGUGACGGUACGGUCAAAGCCUACUUCGUAGACGGUCCUGAUAUUGGAAAGUUCACCAUGAAGACGGUGGACGACAUCCGAGCCAUAAACAAAAAUGUUCACUUUCGACCCUCAAGCAAUCUGUAUGAUAUCAACGGUCUUGCUUCUUUGUGGGAGAAGAAAAUUGGUCGGACCCUCCCGAGAGUUACUGUAACUGAACACGACCUAUUGUCAAUGGCUGCAGAGAACCGUAUACCAGAAAGUAUUGUAGCCUCAUUCACUCAUGAUAUCUUUAUCAAAGGCUGUCAAACCAAUUUCCCCAUUGAAGGUCCUAAUGAUAUUGAUGUGGGCACUCUAUAUCCUGAGGAAUCUUUUAGGACCUUGGAUGAGUGCUUCAAUGACUUUCUUGUCAAAGUUGGGGGGACGCUAGAGACUGAUAAAAUUGCCACCAAGAACACGGCGGCGGUUGGAGUUGAACCUAUGGCAAUCACUGCAACUUGUGCCUGAAGAACAUUCUAUUCCCUGAUGCUCCCAAGAGUUCGUUCCACAAUUUGUUUAGCAUUCCACGUUUACUUCCAAAGAAGAUGUGCUAAUAUCAUUGUUUGGUAAAAGCAAGGAAACUGGAGAAUUUCAUUUGCAUGUGAAUAUGAUCCAGCUGUUUUUAUGAUUGUUUGGUUAUUCAAUGUAGUAGUAUGCUCAAAUAUGUGAAAUAAUUGAUGAUAAUGUUAUAAUAGUCAUCUCUUCUUAUGUUC
This is a messenger RNA of Rosa chinensis, 1301 nucleotides long. Its product is annotated as leucoanthocyanidin reductase. The transcript has 5 exons. Bases 1 to 1056 code for a protein of 351 amino acids. NCBI's taxonomy places the organism in Eukaryota, Viridiplantae, Streptophyta, Magnoliopsida, Rosales, Rosaceae. Gene Ontology annotation, molecular function: oxidoreductase activity. The record is from RefSeq and is a predicted model, not a curated record.